Saccostrea echinata is the source of this 1515-nucleotide messenger RNA. RefSeq lists its product as uncharacterized. The record is from RefSeq and is a predicted model, not a curated record. NCBI's taxonomy places the organism in Eukaryota, Metazoa, Mollusca, Bivalvia, Ostreida, Ostreidae. The transcript is spliced from 2 exons. The coding region runs from base 68 to 1225 and encodes 385 amino acids.
GGAGAGUGGGGAGGGUAAAUGACCACUAGUAUAGUAAAAUGACGGCUAAAACUUGACUGCAAGCGCUAUGUGGAAGGAAAUCAAUGAACGCAAGUGGUGGCAUUUGUGGCCCUAUCUUGCAGUGGGGGACACUUUGGUGGGGGUGGUCGUUUUACCCAACUUUGUGGCAAGUUACUGGAUGGGCACGUGGCUGAUCUUUGACUUUUACCUCUUUCCCCGGGACAUCCAUAAGUCUGCCUGGAUUUGUUAUGGUGUCGGAAACGUCUUUGUGUUGUGCUCUAUCCUUUCUCAGGGGAUUCUCAGGGCGUGGCUGAUUCCCGAAGAUGGAAAACGCACGUGGAAAUUUGUACUAUCAGUGCAUAUGUACAAGUAUAUUAUGGCCCUAAUCGGUGUCAUGCAGUGGCGCGGACUAGCUUAUGUUACCGUUCUGUAUACAGGGAUGUCACUGACUAGCACUGUUAUAGGAUUGGUGGUUGCCACAAUCCUUCUUGCCCUGCUCAGAAAUCACUUAGGCAUCCUAACCCCUCCCCUCACCAUGGCCUUAGACCCAGGUGUUGAGGAUUCCUUCAUUAUUCCGACCAAGUUUUCUUGUGAGCCUGGACUGAAUUGGAAGUUCGUCUUGGACGCACUUUUCACCGUUUUUGUGAUCACAACUUUUGCUGGAUUUGCCCUCAAAGGAUAUUGGGUACUCCUGGAGAUGGCAAUGCCAGUAAAUGAAAACGAUCCAAUCGAAUUGUUGGACACAGGUUUUAUUUCGUUAUUGAUAUUCUACGGAUUAGUGUCCAUUCCUAUCAUUGGCCAGUACGAACUAAUGAAGCUAAACAAAAGAGUUGAGGAAAAGUAUCCGUGUUUGGUUGCCACAUUGGAGGAACUUUUCAUUGCCAUUCUCGGUAUUCUACCUAUGUUGUUUUGGCGUGCUGUGUAUUUAAUUCAUUUAAGCUUUCUGACGCCUGAGUAUUACAAGUUAUACCUUUGGAUCUCCCAUGUUGUAGGAUUUUUAGGCGUGUGCGUCAUGCGGGCGUCAUCAAGCAUGAUCCCCUUGGGAUGCGUCUCAGAUAAGGAGGCAUUCCAAAACGAGUUUGGGAUUUUUGACUACCGUUAUUCUAGAUUUUUUCUGGAUAAGAGGAGAACUAUACGCCAACAAGAGAAGGAAGACAAAUUAGACUUUAGUGAACUUAAUAAACAGACGAAUGGUGAUCACCAUUUAAAGCCCUAUUUCGCAUAAUUACCAUCAGUUACCAAACUGAUAUGUUGAAAAUGAAGGGGGUUCAAGGACUUACAACCUCUUCUCUGGAUAUGCACCAGCAUAAACUAUGAUAAUAGGGGCUAUUUGGAUUUAUAGAAUAUGAAAUGUUGAUUAAAUGACAUGUACCCGUGUGCUAGUGACACAAUACACAUGGUAAUGUUUAGCAAGAGCUGUCAUGUUAGCCACUAUACUACUACCAAUUACAUCAAAUAAUCACGACUGAAUAGAUAGGAAUUAAAAAUAUUUUUUUAUUCUGGAUUUUGGUGAAU